AUGUCUAGCAUUCAUGAAUAUCUCAAUAAACUAAAAUCUGGUUACAAGCAGUAUCCAUCCUCUAUUGAAACCUCCACAGUCUCAAGUAUAGACAUAAUUAAAAUAUGGCGUCUUCGUCUGGGUAUGGCCUUCCGGCCAUACAGCCUCGACUCAUAUUUUAAUUAUAUCCGGCAAAGGUUUUGCUAUUCAGAGAUGGACGGCAAUGCUAGGUAAGCAAUUCUGGCUGCGUGCAGAGCCUAGCCCAAGUCUAUUCUCAGGAUGGUUUUUUCCUCAUGGGAAAGGGAAACAUGAAGUUGGAAAGGGGAAGCCCAGCAGAGUCCACACGACCAAUCGGGCAACUCCCUAGCGUGAAACUGGGCGUUACGUCCCAGGCUACAUGUUUUACCCUUUUUGCCGAAAGCCUACCAGAAAAUCCAUUUUUUGGGUUUUCGGAAUGGCAAACCCAUGUAACAAGGAAGUAGCUCAUUCAUGAGCCGUCGAAGUCGGCAACACUUGCCAGGAGGCGCACCUUGGAGAUCAAAGCAGACCUGCCCGGAGGUUUGUGGGCCCGGUACGGCGAGAGGCGAGCGGAAGGCCUGGGAUUUACUAACCCCGUGAGUGGGACGUUAAGCGUGUGUAUACGUAUUAAGUAAGUAAGUCUCAAGUAUAGACACAGAAGAACUUUUAAGCGAUACAAGCUCAGAAAAUUCUUCCAGAGUUUUUAGCAAAUCACACAGAAGAGAUGUUAAAUCUUAUGCCUUAACGGAAAAAUACAAAAGGCCAUCAUCAGCAUCAAAACCGAAACGUCGGCACCAAAGCACAACGGGGGUAGCUCCUUUAAAUAUUAUAAAAGAAGUUGACGAAAAUUUUGAGCAUAGCAGACUUGGGUAUAAUCUUGACGAUUAUUUACCUAAAAAAUCAAAAUUAGACCUCAGUGUAUAUUUACCAAAACCUUAUAAAGCAAGCUUAAACUCAUCAAUGAUUUCUAAUUAUGAUAGUCAGAACCUAUUAGAUAGCUCCGACGAAGAGCCUGCUACAAAAAAAUCAAAAGGCAGAGUUCCAUUUACCCCCAGACUUACAAUUAACCAAACAGUGCAAACUUCUAUACAGAAUUUUUCCCCAAAAAGCUCUACUUCUAAAUGAAGUUCAGGUAAAAAAGACUAUUCAGCAGCUGUGCAGACUUCUUUUCAAAGCAAUUCUUCACACCAAAGUGAAGUUUCUAAAAGCAUCAGAGAAAAAAGAUGGGACGAAGUCCAGACUUCUUUUCAAAGUUUCUCUUCCCAAAGCGCCGUUUCUAAAUACAGCUUGGGGGCAAAAGAAUGGGAAGAUGUGAGUGAGGCAAAGGAUUCUUUUUAUAACCCCAUGAUAAGUAUCAAUUCCGAUAACAACAAAACAUCUAGGUCUCAAAGCAGAGAUACUAGCCCAACGCCAACUAUAGCGCUUUCAUCGCUAUUGCUUGCUUUGAAGCAGGUGUCUUUUGCGGAAACUUUGGAGGACUAACGAUUCAUCAUCAUCAUCAUCAUCAUCAUAAAAUUAUAACGAUACUUGCGUAUCGUUGCAGCUCUUAUGAGCUUUUUUACUACUAAACUUGUCCAAAUCUCAUCCAACUUCCACUGCUUCUUACUUACUUACUUACUUACUUAGUUACAUAGUCUUUAAGGUGUCUAGUGCCCAUACCCCUUAAUGAAAAAGGGUCAAAGCGACAACUAGUGACGUCACCAAGCCAUCUUGGAAUAUGUGGUCAGCCCACACCCAAGCCUUCUAUAAGGCUAGUCGCCAGAUAAAUCGCCGCACAUCUCACCCGGCGCGUUGCUGCCGCUCGUCCAGACUCAGCUCCUGCGCGUGUUCCGCCUAAGGGUCAUCCUCCCGUGGGGAUGUGCUGAGAGGUAAAAACUCCGAAAUCUUGAGUGCACUGAGGAGUCGUGCCUUUGGUUAUCCCCAAAGUUAAACGGCUGUUGCUGUGCAGAAGUUCUCAAGAGAAAACCCAACCCAUAAAUAAAAUUCCAUGAGGGAGAGAAAAUUUGGCAGAGCCAAUUUCUCUCGAACCGAAUGCCAUUUUAUUUAUAACUUCCACUGCUUCAAUCCACAAUUACCUCGUUUCACCGGAGGCCUAACGAGUCACCUAAAGGUCGCAAGUCAACUCCAAGUUGAAAAAGUCUUUCAAAUAGGAUACGAUCUUGUCAACCUUGAGUUGAACUGUCAGAGCUCCAAGUUGCCACAAAGAAGUCUGUUUCAAGGCAAAUAAUAGCGAUAAAGGUGCUAUACUCAAAACCCAGGCCACGCAAGGAGAUCUACAGCUGAUUUUAAUUAUCCUUUUUCGAUCAGUCCUGACCCUGCUUUUAAAAGGAAAAUACCAGCCCCGUUGCAGAUGCCUUCUCAUCCUUUUUCCAAGACCACAACUUUAAUUUCAGAUAAGGAGGACAAAAUUAGAAUUGUGGACUCCUCUAGAGAAAAAGAAAGCCUAGAAAUGACCUUGCAGCCUCAUCAUAAAGAAAUUAGGUGCUCAUUAAGCUCAGCAAGAAAUACAAGCAUUACCCCUAAGUUUAAAAAAGAUGCAAAUUGCAGCAUGCCCUUUACAAGCGACGAAAGUGUUGAAAACUCAAUUGUGGUUUCUUCAAGAAACGCCAUCAAUUUAAAUAUUUGUACAUGUAUUUUGAAUGGAUCUUUAUACAGACACUAUGAAAAUUGCCAAAAAUUCUCGGUAACUGCUAUAAUCUCAGGGUCAAAUGAAACGAAGUGCUGCUGCAACCGGAAAAAAAUGGGGGUUUUGGAGGCUUGCAUUACCAUACAGAGGGCCGUUAGAGACUAUCUUGAUAGGCUGAAUUUUUAUUCAAGUUUCCAGCCUACAGAUCGAGAGUUUUAG
Molecule: messenger RNA, 2842 nt
Organism: Blepharisma stoltei
Lineage: Eukaryota; Ciliophora; Heterotrichea; Heterotrichida; Blepharismidae
Source: the annotation of a GenBank genome assembly